This is a messenger RNA of Lacerta agilis (Sand lizard), 1742 nucleotides long. RefSeq names its product cellular communication network factor 6 (gene CCN6). Lineage: Eukaryota; Metazoa; Chordata; Lepidosauria; Squamata; Lacertidae. Gene Ontology annotation, molecular function: integrin binding; heparin binding. The transcript is spliced from 5 exons. Gene Ontology annotation, biological process: signal transduction; cell adhesion. Gene Ontology annotation, cellular component: extracellular matrix; extracellular region. The coding region runs from base 184 to 1305 and encodes 373 amino acids. The record is from RefSeq and is a predicted model, not a curated record.
AAAAGUAAUGAGCAGGCACAACUAGCGUAACUUGGAGAAUAAGCCUCAGGAAAAAGAGUUAUUUGAAAGAUUCAAGAUGAAGCUAGGUUUUUUUGUGAGGGAUUCCAAACAUGAAUAUGUGUGUCUUUGUGAGUGUGCUGAGGAGAGAAGGUUUGCAGAGGAGAGACAGAGGAGACUUUGUGCAUGGUGUUGGCUCUGACACAGCUCAGCCUGUUCACUCUGUCUGUUUUUCAUUUCUGCCUUCACAGGAACAUGCAGUGGCUCCUCAUCCCCACCAUCCUUAUAAUCACUUAUGCUCAACAGCUUUCUUGCAGGGUGCAAACCAACAGGCAGAAGCAAGGGAAGUCUGGAGAAAAAUCUGCAGAGGUUCACCAACGCAGAGAACUAUGCCACUGGCCCUGCAGAUGCCCAGUGGUACCAACCUGCAGCCCCGGGAUGAGCCUGGUGAAGGAUGGCUGCGGAUGCUGCAAGGUGUGUGCCAAGCAGUCAGGGGAAACAUGUAAUGAAGCUGAGGUCUGUGACCCCCACAAGGGGCUAUACUGCGACUACUCUGCGGAUAAGCCUAGGUAUGAAAAUGGAGUGUGUGCAUAUAUGAUAGCAGUAGGUUGUGAGCUCAAUGGGGUGCACUAUAUCAAUGGCCACAACUUCCAGCCCACUCCUCUUUACAAAUGCCUGUGUGUGAACGGUGCAAUUGGAUGUACACCUGUCUUCAUCUCAAAGCCAGCACGUAAUGAAUGUGCAGAACUGAAGAGCAGAAAGAAAUCUGGACAAUCCCAAUGUGUUUCAGGACAGCAGGAGCAGCAGUCAACCAGUUACAGAUUAAUGUCAGCUUUCAGAAGUGUACCGCUUGUUUUAAAGAAGAAAUGCCUGGUUCAAGCAACUCCUUGGACACCUUGUUCCCGAACCUGUGGCAUGGGAAUAUCUGACAGAGUGACCAAUGAAAACAGUAAAUGUGAAAUAAGGAAGGAAAAGAGACUGUGCUACAUUCAGCCAUGCCAAGCAAAAUUUCCAAAGAGCAUAAAGAUACCUAAAGGAAAAACAUGCCGACCUACAUUCCAGCUUGCCAAGGCAGAGAAACUAGUAUUUUCUGGAUGCACAAGUAGACAAAGAUAUAGACCGACCUUUUGUGGAAUCUGCCUGGACAAGAGAUGUUGCAUACCCAACAAGUCUGUAAUGAUUACAGUGCAGUUUGACUGUCCAAAGGAAGGCUCCUUUAAGUGGAAGUUGAUGUGGAUUACAUCUUGUGUUUGUCAGAAGACAUGCAAUGAUCCAGGAAACAUAUUUUCUGAACUCAAACUCUUGUAAGUGGCAAUGUAAGUGGCAACACAGGAAAGAAAAUGGUCAAAUGUUCCCAUGAAAAGUUGCUCAUGCAACACCACUGACAGGUAGCUGUGUUUGAAAUUAUACGUUUUAAAUGAAUUCACACAGCGAUCCUUUCAUCCAAGACAGAGCUUGCCCCUAAUGUGUUUUAUUUUGAAAAGCAGAAAGUGUGGCUAUUUAAAUCCAGUUAAAUACUGUAGCUACAAAGCAUUUUCUUAAAUAUUUUAAAAUGCAAUACUUAGAUAAUUUAUGUAGGAGUAUACCAAUCCCAUAGAAAAAUGACAUGUUUUCAUGCAUAAAAAUCCAAUCAAAUUAGUUACCUAUACACAACUGAUUCAUAUGGAUGUUUGCCCAAAGAUGCAUGUACACAAGCCCCACCCCAACAUCCAAGCGCUCAAUCCCUGAUCAUCUCCACACUGAAU